GCCCUGCCAUAUACUAUAUCACGCUUGCCAUAACCUUGCCAUGACGAUUGCCAGUCCCUAUUUCUGUUGAUUGUUGGAACCGACGAUACGAACCCACUGCGAGGUCGAGAUGAUUCCUCCGGGGCAAGAAGCACCAGCUGCGCCUGAGGCUGUGGAAAAGCCUGUCGGAACCGAGACGACAACCGAGAGCGAGAAGCCCCUGCCAUGGCCAAAGGUUGAGGUUGAGACAACAGACUCAUACUCAGACGCCGAACAUAAAUUCGACAUUGUAGCAGUCCACGGACUCUACGGCAACAACGAGUCCUGGGCCAGCAAGAAGGAUGGCUCCGACUCCUGGCUGAAGGAUCUGGCUGUUGCGAAAGAUUGGGAGGCUAGAGUUGUCCGGUAUGGCUGGGACACAGACGAUCUGGCGAAGUCGCUGUACACGAGGAUGGCUAUUAAGGGAGAGGCACUCAGACUGCUGGAGAAAAUAGCGGAACUGAGGAAAGGACAAGAGAGGCCCUUGCCCUUGGCCUUCUUUGGGCACGACGUAGGAGGGAUCAUUGUCAAGGAGGCACUGUUCCUAGCCGGCCAUCAUGGGAACAAGUACGCAGAUAUCAGGUGCUCGACGCGUGUCAUCAUGUUCUAUGGCUGUCCUCACCUCAGCAAUAGUUUUCAGCAUAUGGAGACCAACAUUGCCAGAUUUCUGGUUGGUGGGGCUGAAGGAAUGGGUACUGUUCAAGAUGCGAAGUCUCUCACGAAGUCCAUCAUUGCUGUGAACGACUCCUUCCUGCAGACUAGAAUGCCCACUCGGGCGACAAUUUUCAAUGGAAUCUCAAAGAGUCAAACCAUAAAUGCGCAGGUAUUUGAUGGGUCCACGACAUUAUUCCGCACUCCUUUUGAAGUGAUCAUUGAAAUCAAGAGACCGCAUAAGGAUUUGAAUCACGAACCCGAGGAGAAGGAUGAUUUCCAUGGGCUUCAUACGCUAGGAAUGAAGAGGGCUGCAUCUUUUCCCUGGCGCAAUGACAGGAUGUCCCCAUUCAUUGCCGUUAUUGACUCCCAGGCGGUUCCAGUCUAUCCUCUAAAAACGCUUUGCGAUGUUCCACAUACGUUCAGCUGGCUAGGAGAGAAUCCAGUCUUCAAGGAAUGGCGCAACAAUCGGCACAACUACUUUCUACACCUCUAUGGCUCGCCGAGAAUUGCUCAGGUGGCUGAGUACGCUUUGCAAGUCGUUGAAGAUGGUCGAAGCGGCCUCUUCGAAAUUCUUUACUUCAAAUUCAACAAAUAUGACAUACGCCGCAAUUCUAUCGGAGCCAUGGCAAACAGCUUCAUAUCUCAAAUCCUCAGUCAAUGCCGAGACUCUCCAUCAAGUCUGGUAGAAGACCUGGAACCGCCAGACUUCAGCGACUGCUGGACGGACAAAGACGCACUCAUCUUCCUGGAUAAGAUUAGGGUCUGCAUGGGGAACGCGGGGCGAGUGACGUGGAUCCUCGACGGCCUGGAUCAGUGUGAUGAGUCGGGCCGCGGGUUCCUGUCCCAGCUUAUAAGUUUUCCUACACGCUCUGAACAGUACUUCAAGGUAGUUAUUACCACUACUGAUGAUGAUUAUAUUCGCGAUACCCUAAUAGAGUUUCCUUCAAUCAAUGUCGGAGAACACGAGCCUAAAACACAGCUGGACGAGAAGACUAACUUUCUACGCUUGACUGAACUGUUCCAAGAUCGCCCCCAACUCUGUUCCUUCGAGUCAGGCAUUCGAAAUCUCAUCAUUUCCUGUGGCGAUGACGUUCAGCUGCGUCGUCUAAUCAUCGAAUGGCUCCGGGGCACUCGAUUCACGACACAACGGGCGAUGGAGCAAAAGGUUCGAAUGCUUUCUCCACUUGAACCGAGGGACAUCUUUGAGAUGAUCUUGAAUGGGAUGACAGAGGAUCGACGACGUUGGGCUCAAAAGGUUAUAAUGUGGAUGCUGUGCCCUUUUCGACCACUGACCCCUGGAGAGCUUGAGAUGGCUCUCGCGAUGGACGAGGCAUUAGACGAACCUACACUGGAAUUUCAUCUCGACUUUAUGGAAGAGAUCAACGAGUGUUUUGGGCCCUUGGUUGUCGUGAACAAUGGUGAAGUCCAUUUCAGUCAUCCAUCCGCCAGGGAAAUUUUCUCAUACGAAAACACCUCACUCGAGGAUCCUCGUCCGUGGUACCUCUUGGAUGUCCCUGAGGAAAGCCACAGAAAUAUUGUCGAUGUCUGCCUUCGCUAUCUUGCAUUGCCUAGCGUUCAAGACCGCAUAGCGGCUGCUUGUAAUGCCUCGCCGAACACCGAACCAAUCUGUGAAGGCCAUUCAGAUCUCCUUUCUUACGCCAUUCUAUUUUGGCCACAGCACUAUCGCUUGGGCUAUGAGGUAGCCCCCGAUAUUUCUACAACAAAGGCUAUCUCCAGCUUCCUUCAUGACAACAAGGCGCUUCAGCGUUGGGCAGCGGCGAGUUGGUACUUCUCCAAUUCAUCCAUCAGAUCAGACCGAUCAUUCUUGUCACCCUUACCAAUCAUCGCGUCACUCGGGCUAGAGAAACUGGCCCUUGCUCUCAUCAAGGGUCAGGAACCAUGUGAAGAUAAAAUUGUCGUCAUGGCACUUUCUGAGGCUGCCCGCCAUGGCCAUAGGGCUGUUGUCCAAGCCAUCAUGCAAACGUCGAGCAUAGAUCAACCAGGCUAUAUGGAAGCAAUGAUUGCGGCAGCACGCUCGGCGGAAUUUGAUAUCCUACAAGACUUGUUGAACCAUGCAACGGCAGAGUUCAAAGCACUCCAGCUCCCCGACAUUCUCACUUCCCGGGUGGCAUUCUUUGGUGUCGAUGGCAUGCUGGAGUCUCUCAUAAAAGCCGGUGCUGAAGUCAACUCGCCAGGUCAGCCCGAAUACUCACCACCCCUUCACUGCGCAGCUAUGAGGAACAACAUUUCGACCGUCGAUAUCCUUCUGAAACACGGUGCGAAUGUUGCUGCUCCCAACACCAACUGGAAGAACAGCCCACCGAUCGUAGUGGCUGCUAAAUAUGGCCAUGCAGCCAUAGUCAAAAAGCUGGUCGAAGCUGGCGCCUCUGUAGAAAGCAAAGACAGCGAGGAAAAGCCGGCACUUUGGUGGGCAGCAUUGCUUGGUCAGCAUGAGGUUGUCCGAUCACUCAUUGAUGCUGGUUUUGGAGCGGAUGUGGAUGGCGCGGGCAAUGACAAGCCUAUUGUUCAUGCCGCCAUGUCGGGCAAACGAGAGGUGUUGGACAUUUUUCUUGAAAAGGGGGCAGACAUCGACGUACUUGUUGAGGGCGAUGACUUUGCUCAAACUCCUCUCAUCGCGGCAGCAGACCUAAACCAUAAGGACCUUGCCAGCGUUCUCCUCGAGAAAAAUGCCGCCCUCGAGCUAGCACUCUCAAACGGAGUGACUGCGCUCUUCAGGGCCGCGGGGAGAGGGAAUCUUGAGAUCGCAAAGCUAUUGAUUGCCGCUGGCGCGAACCUUAAAACGGUAGCGUAUGAAAAACAAUGGGGGUUGCUCCAUAUUGCUCACGACCAGGUGGAGACAAUGAAGGUUCUCCUCGAUGCCGGAGCAGAUAUCGACGCGACUUGCCGCGAUGGUAGUCGAGCACAACUUUUUUUUUCUUCGUCCCAAGGUCGGUUAGUAAGCUCGCCGCUUCUACUCAGGCGCUAAUUACCCUCGGCUCACCCUCUCCUCACCCAGCUCACCUGAGUAGCCUGAGCAACCUGAGCAGUCCCUGAGCAGCCCCUGAGCAGUACCCACUUCUCACUUACGUAUUUAAUCUCUAAUUAGACUAGAUAUAGACUAGAGCCUUUUAUUUUCAUUUUUGUCAAGUUUUGGCAAUAAUCCCUAGGGAGCCCAAAUAGACUUCUAAGGAUCUCGAACUAG
Molecule: messenger RNA, 3874 nt
Organism: Hyaloscypha bicolor E
Lineage: Eukaryota; Fungi; Ascomycota; Leotiomycetes; Helotiales; Hyaloscyphaceae
Exons: 8
Coding region: 110-3658 (1182 amino acids)
Molecular function (GO): protein binding
Source: RefSeq, a predicted model, not a curated record